AUGCUGCAACUUUGGACCAUCACACUCCUCCUGCUGGCCACAGUGAGAGGGAAAGAGAUAUGUUUUAAAAAGCUUGGCUGCUUUUCAAAUGACAAACCAUGGUCUGGAACAAUCCAAAGACCUUUCAAAACCCUUCCCUGGUCUCCUGAGGAAAUCAAUAUCCGUUUUCUCCUCUACACUAACGAAAAUCAAAACAACUUCCAGAUUAUUGACCCAAAUGAUCCAUCCACCAUUGAAGGUUCAAAUUUCAAAACAGACAGAAAAACUCGUUUCAUCAUCCAUGGCUUCAUAGACAAGGGGGAAGAGUCCUGGUUGUCAGACAUGUGCAAGAAUAUGUUUCAGGUAGAAAAAGUGAACUGCUUCUGUAUUGACUGGAGAAAGGGUGGGCAAACGAGGUAUGUGCAAGCCACCACCAAUAUCCGGGUAGUCGGGGCUGAAGUGGCCUAUUUCAUCAAUGUCCUAUCGACAGAGUUUGGAUAUUCUCCUUCUGAGGUCCACAUCAUCGGUCACAGUCUGGGAGCUCAUGCUGCUGGGGAGGCUGGGAGAAGGCUUGAAGGCAAAAUUGGCAGGAUCACAGGCUUGGAUCCAGCUGAGCCUUGUUUUCAGGGAACUCCAGAAGAAGUCCGAUUGGAUGCCAGUGAUGCUAUGUUUGUUGAUGUGAUUCACACAGACUCUGCUCCUAUGUUCCCAAACUUGGGUUUUGGAAUGAGCCAAACUGUGGGACAUCUGGAUUUCUUUCCAAAUGGUGGAAAACAAAUGCCUGGAUGUCAGAAAAAUGCCCUUUCAACCAUUGUUGACAUAAAUGGAAUAUGGGAAGGAACACGUGAUUUUGUAGCUUGCAAUCAUUUGCGAAGUUAUAAAUAUUAUUCCAGCAGCAUCCUCCACCCAGAUGGUUUUCUUGGCUAUCCCUGUUCUUCAUAUGAGACUUUUGACUCGGAUGCAUGUUUCCCUUGUCCAGCUGAAGGAUGCCCCAGGAUGGGUCACUAUGCUGACCAGUUUAAGGGCAAAACAAGUGCAUUGGGACAGACGAUUUUCCUCAACACUGGGGAGAGUGGCAACUUUACUCGUUGGAGGUACAGGAUAUCAGUGACACUCUCUGGAGGAAAAAAACUAAGUGGGUAUAUCAGGAUUGCUAUGUAUGGAAAUAAUGGUGUUUCAAGACAAUAUGAUAUUUUCAAGGGAACCCUCAGGCCAGGUGCUAAUCAUAAGAAGGAGAUUGACGUGGACAUCAAUGUGGGAAAAGUGGAGCAAGUGAAAUUCCUCUGGUACAACAACGUGAUCAACCUUUUCCGGCCCAAAUUAGGUGCUUCAAAGGUCACAGUGCAAACGGGUGAAGAUGGAACUGAGUAUCAUUUCUGUGGCAGUGAUACCGUCAGAGAAGAUGUUCUACAAACACUCUCUCCUUGCUAGAAAUGGAUCGUGGUGGUCUUGCUGCCUUUGUUGUCAUAAAAUUAUAAAAUGCAAUUUUUUGUGUGAUAGUGACAUCAUGGUUUGGUUACUAGCCUGACUGGAAGGAAGCUUCCUGAUGGCAGCAGCCAUCUCGGCUUAUUUAAGGCAGAAGGUGCUUAAUAAAUAAAUUAAUAAAUAAA
This is a messenger RNA of Gracilinanus agilis (Agile Gracile Mouse Opossum), 1589 nucleotides long. RefSeq names its product pancreatic lipase-related protein 2-like. The transcript is spliced from 12 exons. Lineage: Eukaryota; Metazoa; Chordata; Mammalia; Didelphimorphia; Didelphidae. Gene Ontology annotation, biological process: phospholipid catabolic process. The record is from RefSeq and is a predicted model, not a curated record. Gene Ontology annotation, molecular function: galactolipase activity; triacylglycerol lipase activity; protein binding. The coding region runs from base 1 to 1410 and encodes 469 amino acids.